GAGCGCGAGGAAGCUCAAGAGCAGCGAGCGGACGGUUGGUGUCCACGCAGAAGUGCCAUCGAGGACGGCGAUGUGCCAGAGGAUGCUGACAAGCCCAAGGCGCAGAACGCUUGUGCUUGGUGCGCCCGGCGGCAGGAUGUGGCCACGGAGGGAGCUGAAGACUUGCCAGCACGUGCUUGGUGCCCACGCCGAAGCCAAGUGGUCGAGGAGUCAGGCGGAGAGCCUUCUUCGGAUGGGCCCGCAGUGGAUACCUCGGUCCGGGCCUUUGGCUGGUGUCGCAGACGAAAGAGCUCUCAGGACGCCGAGGGCACUACAGAGCCUACUUCCGACAACGACGAGGCAUCUUUCUUUGUCCGAUGCCGGCGGCGUCGGGAUUCUGCGGAGGAGCUUGAUGUACCCUCUGAGGGGGGCGCCCGUUGCUGCUCCAGACGAAAGCCUGCUGAGGAGGAG
Molecule: messenger RNA, 450 nt
Organism: Symbiodinium sp. CCMP2456
Lineage: Eukaryota; Dinophyceae; Suessiales; Symbiodiniaceae
Source: the annotation of a GenBank genome assembly